This is a messenger RNA of Quercus lobata, 1330 nucleotides long. RefSeq lists its product as uncharacterized. NCBI's taxonomy places the organism in Eukaryota, Viridiplantae, Streptophyta, Magnoliopsida, Fagales, Fagaceae. The transcript is spliced from 5 exons. Bases 11 to 676 code for a protein of 221 amino acids. The record is from RefSeq and is a predicted model, not a curated record.
GUGUUUUCUAAUGUCUGACAUUCCUGGCACAUAUUCCAUUACAGAGCUCAUCAAAGCUCAGCUGCCAACCAUUCAAGAAGAAUCGGCAAACGGUUGUUACUCUCAGUCUCACGACGAAAUUGAAGAUUGGCUAUCAGAAACAUUAUUGAGUCCAACAGCAACAAGAACCGAAGGAAUAGCAGCGACCACCCCACAACAUUCAUUCAAGAUUCCCAAGAAAACGAUGCUGGGAAAAGCCAGAACACAGAAAAAGUCCUACCACCCAUUCAGCGAGAGGAGCAGCACCACCGUCAACUCCAUGGCCAUCUCUGACUCUGUGUACAACCACCAUAAUCAGUCACAUUUGGUUCAUUAUUCCUCAGACAGACCCUUAACGCAGUGUAAUUCCUCUGAAGGCUGUCCUCUGUGUGUUUGGAGCGUGGGGUCUCUCAUGGCUGUUUUGCCAGAUUCUCCAUCACCCAUUUGCAGUGGUUACUCCAGCCCACGAGACUCAAGAAACCAGAGCUCCGACGUUGUGUCCUUUGAUAGCAAGAGAGUUACUACUACUACUAGUACUGAAAUAGAUAAAUGGAUGGAUAAUAGCCGAACUCAUCUUCAACGCCGCCCCAACUUGGUGAAAGCCGGUGAUCAUGAACUUUCCAGCCAGACUUUACCUCCAGUGGAAGAGGAGAGUUAAGUUCCUGAAGAGCUGAGCAAUGUAGCAUGUAGUAAUAGCAUACAUGGAGCCUCUGAGGCUGAUAGCCUGAACAAUAUUGAACAGCAAAGUUUGCUGACUCGCCUGAAACCUUACCAUGCAUUUUUAGAUGAUGUCAAGAGGCACAAGAUUGAUGCUGAGAUAGAGGCAUGGAAGAAAGCUAAAUACCCCAAACUCAUGAGCAAGCUGGAAAGGAAGGAAGAAGAUAUAAAUGAUUGGGAAUUCGAGAAGACCAAAAAGGCCAAGGAGGAGAUGAAGAAAUUUGAGAACAAACUGGAAAGAAAACGUGCCCAGGCAUUGAAGAAGACGGAAAAGAAAAUAAGCAGAGCCAAGGAAGUGGCAAACAAGAAGACGGCAAAGGCAAGACGAUCUACAAUUGAGGAGAUGACAGCAGUUUCAAAAUUUUCUGACAAGAUCCAAGCCUCCAAAAGUUUACUAUUGCUCAAGCUUAGGAAGCUAUGUUAGUUCACAUUCAAUACAUCUAGAAAUUGUAUGACAAUUACACUUAAAACUUUCGCUCCAACGUUGAUUCUAGUAGCAUUAGCCGCAUCCAAUAACAUCAAACACUCCAUUCACACACUGAUUAAUUUGGCUCUAGUUUUGUCACAUCAUUAUAGUGUGAAUACCAUCCUCCCA